This is a messenger RNA of Vicia faba (fava bean), 567 nucleotides long. The record is from the annotation of a GenBank genome assembly. Lineage: Eukaryota; Viridiplantae; Streptophyta; Magnoliopsida; Fabales; Fabaceae.
AUGAAGAUGUCAAGCCAGAAAACUAUUGGUGUAAUGGUUUUAUGCAUGAUAAUGACAACAUUACAUGCAAGUGAAAUCGAUGACGUAACAUGUUCAGAGGCAAUUUCAUCUAUGUUGCCAUGUCUACCUUUUCUAGAGGGUUCUCUUCCACCAACACCAUCUGCUGACUGUUGCACUGGAGCUACUAAUUUGUUCAAUAAGGCAAACACAACUCCUGUUAAGAGAAGUGUUUGCCAAUGUCUUAAAGAUGCUUCAACUAAAUUUGCAUAUAAAUCAGACAGGGCUGCUCACCUUCCUCAACUUUGUCACAUUCAAUUGUCAUUUCCAAUUAGCGCUUCAACUGAUUGUAGCAACCAAUCUAAGAAUCAAAAGAUCGGGAUACCAACUCAGCACCAUAAAUACAAACUUGCAAAAGAUCCAUCGGAGAAGGAGCUUUCACAAUCGUUGGAGCAUCCAUCGAAGAGAACACUGCAACCGUGUUGCAACACAAAUCAACCGUUGACGAAGACUCCGAAUCUGAAGUACCCAGUUGGUGAUCUUCCUGAAGUGAUCAUCGCUAGAACCUAA